CUGCUUCUCCAGGAAAGAACUUGAUUGCGGUUUAAAACCAGCCUCCAAGGAACGUCCGUGGAGCCUGCAGAUCUCAUCUGUCCGGGAUAAACCAUGGAGGAAAAGACAGAAACCCCAGACAGGACGUGGGAUGGAGACGGAGAAAAACAGGCCAAGCUGAGGAGGUGGGGACGGGAAGUGAGAUGGGUAAAACAGACCAUUUCUCAGCCCGCUUCACUUUUGCUCUCGUUCAAGGGCUACUGAACAGUCCCCCGAAAUCUAGCUCCCCUUUUCAGAAUGUGCUGGGGCUCCAUUUUAAUGCCUGCAGGCCUUAUUCUGCUUCUGCUUCCUCUCUGCCCGGAGAGUGGGCCAACGGCAACAGGGAUGCAGAGGAAACCACCGUUCCUUGAGAGACUGCGAAGGCUGGAGGAACAGUUCCGGCGUUUCCGGGAGGCAACCCUGACCCACCUCCAGAGGAUCACGGCCAACUACAACGUUUCCUACAACGUCGACACCCGCUUCCAGAACCUGACCGACGGACACCGCGCCAUCGCCUCCACCCUCAGGGAGGCCCAAGCGGCGGCCCAGGCUGACCGGAAGCACCUGGAGACCUGGAAAAGGAAGGUGGAGAAGAGGACCAAGGUGGUGCGCUUGAAGCUGUCAGCCCUGGAAGCUUCCCUGGAAGAAAGGGGCAGGCAGGGGGAGCGGCAAGAGAAAGAACGGGAGGAGCAGAGGACCGCCUUGUCCAAUCUCACGGGGACCCUGGUGAGAGACAUCGGUGCCCUGUGGGCCGAUGGGAAUGAGAUAAAGAGGGAACUGCGGGAAUUCCAGGCUGGGAUGCAAGGGCAAGAGGCCAGGCUGGGAGCCCUUGAGGAGCAGAUGCGGAGAGGCGAGCCGGGUGGAAUCCUCUCUCAGGCCCCCCUCCCUGCCACCGAGGUCGGGGACCAGGCUUCGCCGGAAAAGCAGGCCGGACCCCAGGACGGUCACCAAGAGAAGCACCCGCCGCGCCCCACGAAGGGACAGAUGGCACCCCGGAACAGGAAGAGACCUCGGCCAGGCAGACGCCAACCCGGCUCCCUGGCCGACGCCAAGGACAUCCUCCAAGAUUCCCGGUCACCAAAAGCGGAGAAGGAGCUGGAGCGGGCCACUGAUGGACCCCGUUUAGCCGGGGUGGCUGAGAAGAAUGACAGCCGGCUAAGGGAACGGCAGCUCCCGCCACAUCCCCAGAAACCUGGAUCGAUGUGCAACGUGGGGCCCGUGCUGGUUUUCCCCAACUCGUCACCCGAGAAUGCGGUCAGCUUCGGGCCAGGCUUCCCAGCCGGGCUGCGGGAACUGUCCGUCUGCGGCUGGAUCCGCACCCCGUCCGCCCGCCUGGGCACCCUCCUCUCUUACACCACGGAAGACAACGCCAGCGAGCUGGUGGUCCGCGGGGCGGAUGUGCCAGGCCCCGGCUCCGUCCGCUUGGUGAUCGGGGACCCGGCGUCCCGGGACCUGCCGGCGGGGCCGCUUCUGGACGACCACUGGCACCACAUGUGCCUCAUCUGGGCCUCCCAGCAGGGCAGGUACCGGUUCUACGUGGACAGGAGACUCGUGGCCACGGGCUCCAGGUUCCGGGAAGGCUACGCGAUCCCCCCCGGCGGGUCCCUGGGGCUUGGGCGGGAGCCGGACGGAGUCGGGGGCCCGUCGGAGGCUUUCGUGGGGAGCUUGGCCGGCUUUUCUCUGUGGGACCGGGCGCUGGCCCCCGGGGAGGUCUCGAACGUGGCGAUGGGCCAGGGGGUCCCGCCACGCCCCAUCCUGACCCCGGCUGAUGCUCUGACCCUUAGUGGAUCCGUGUGGAGGGUCAACUGCACCUGCCUGGACCACUGCCCAUGACUCGGACUGGCGGCCUUGGGCCACCACCUCCAGCCAAGCCCGGGCCCUUACCGCAGCCCGAAGGAACACUUGGCUGAGCCUCCUGAUCUGGCCCCAGCCCUUAAUAA
Messenger RNA from Tachyglossus aculeatus (Australian echidna), 1958 nucleotides. RefSeq names its product pentraxin 4 (gene PTX4). The coding region runs from base 277 to 1851 and encodes 524 amino acids. The record is from RefSeq and is a predicted model, not a curated record. NCBI's taxonomy places the organism in Eukaryota, Metazoa, Chordata, Mammalia, Monotremata, Tachyglossidae. The transcript is spliced from 3 exons.